Naegleria lovaniensis is the source of this 1773-nucleotide messenger RNA. RefSeq lists its product as uncharacterized. The transcript has a single exon. Lineage: Eukaryota; Heterolobosea; Eutetramitea; Acrasida; Naegleriidae. The coding region runs from base 1 to 1773 and encodes 590 amino acids. The record is from RefSeq and is a predicted model, not a curated record.
AUGUUGAAAAGAACCAAACAGCAACAACAAGACGAAGACGAACAUUCAAAUAACUCUUCCACAAAGAAAAUUAAAGGAACAGAGGAUGAUCAUUCUACAUUCAACCAACACGGCAUGUACUUGUCAUGGUUAGAUCCUCUCAUUACUCACCAUAUUCUUUCCUUUCUCGAGAAUGACCCGAUGACGCAAUUUAAUUUUUGCAUCAUCAACCAACAUGUUUUUCACAUGACCUUCCAUGAUGAUCAACUCUUACAUUGCGUCUCGUUUUUGAAAUUUGCUAAACAAUAUUUUCAAGAUCAGGAUGCACAAUUUGCAAGCAACUUCUUGUAUCGGCUGGAAGGAGCCAUGAGAAAUUUUGAAAUCUGUCACUUGCCAAUCAACAAAAAGAUGGGUCUUGUCUUUGGAAAUGCUGACGAUGCUUGGUCCUAUGCCGAGUAUGAUUUUGAGAGUGACCUCGAGAGCUUGACUGAGGAACAGCGAAGAUUUUUCAAACAAGGUCACAUUGAGCUUGUGAAUUUUCACGUUGCUCGUGGACAUUCUGUAUUUUAUGUCAGUGCUGAUUUCAAAUUGAAAAAGAAAAACACAGCAAAUGACUAUUUCCAAAUUUCUCUAUCGGGAUUUGAGAUGAUGGGUGGUAGAACGUAUGAAAACACUCAUGUAUUUCGUUUGGAUUUGGAAAAUGGUGAAAUGUUGGUGCGAAGGGCGUUUAACACGAGCGAAGAUGAACUAAAUGGAAUUAUUUGUGAUUGGAAAAACAUUCAUCGAGUCAUGGAAGAAUGUGAAAUUGGAACUUCUUUGAAUAAUAACUUUAAGGAACUUUUUGAUUUGAUGGUCACAGCAUGUGGAGCUUCCAAUCCAAAACAUGCUCAGUUUUCAUGGCUACUGGAUGAAGACAAGGCUCGAUCCAUCUCGGAAGAUGAAGAUCCAUGUGAAAUGGAUGAAAUGGUUUGUAGCUGGCACUGUAACUAUUUGGAAGAUGAACCAUGCAAGGCCAAUGAAUUGUUAGAAAAAUUCUUUAAGCAACAUUCCAUGUUCCCAAUGGAAAACAAGAUCAAUCAAAACUCUCUUCCAUUACAUUUAUUACUUGCUCUACACAAAAGAGUUUUGCGUAUGUGUUGUGUGAAUUGUGACGACAGGGAUGGCCGUAACGAGGAUGAUGAACAGCCACAAGAACUUGCAUUCAAACAACAAGUGAUGGAUCGAAUUAUUCGAGCUUCAGAACUUGGUGUUCAAGAUUUUAUCAUGAACGAAUAUUCGAAUUUCUCAACAGACCGUAUUUCUUGCACGUUUUCAAAGAAAAACACCACAGGAAGCUUUUCUCUCUAUUACAAUGGGAAAUUGGCUCCCAAUUAUGCAGACUCGACUUAUAAACAUGUUUCCAUUUACAUGGUCGAUCAUGACGAUACAAUGUCGAAUCCAUUACCAAUUGGUUACUCGAAUUAUCCAUCGGAGGACGAGGACAAGGAAGAAGCAUCUGCUCAUUGGAAACUUUUUCCAGCAACUAUUGAGAAAGUCAAAACAUGGCUAGGUCUUUCAGAUCAUGAAUUCAAUUCCAAAUCUAAUUUUCAUGUGAUAUCACUAGUUUCAUGCAUGAUGGAUCAUGCCAAACAAAGUAAGAAGAACAAUGUACUCGUUGAAAUGUAUGACUUUUACAUUGGUAGUCUUGAAGUGGUUGUUACAACACCGUGGCAUGGCUCUUCGAACAUUGACUCUAUUCUGGAACAACAACUGGAACACGAUGAAAAGGACGACUUCGAGCUCCAAGUUUGUUAG